Molecule: messenger RNA, 2438 nt
Organism: Porites evermanni
Lineage: Eukaryota; Metazoa; Cnidaria; Anthozoa; Scleractinia; Poritidae
Source: the annotation of a GenBank genome assembly
AUGAAAACGUUUUUGUUAACAGCUGUGAUGGUGAUUGCAGUGCAAGAAGGUUAGUAGCGGAGGUUCUGCUUGGGGAUUUGAAUCAAAGAAAAAGGCCAUGAACUUGAAUAGAUUCAUUGCUUUUUCUUCUCGACACAACUCGUGUGGUCUUUACUGUACUCGUACUAUCAGUAAAGCGCGUUGUGUUUGCGCAAGUAUUUAAAUGGGCCUCUAAAAGUUAACGAACAAGAGCCCUUUAGUGGUAGGUUUCUUUUCGACAAUUUCUCAGUUAUUAGUUUAAAUUCCGGCCCGUUUUUUCAAUUAUUGGCAGUUAAUUUUUUUUUGGGAUCACACCUCUAAGCUAUCCGUUAACAAUCUUUCCUCUUUCAGCUGACAGUUCAAUUGUUUGUUAUAUCCGUCUCUCAUCGAGCGCCUCUUAAAGGGCGUGAUGUACCUAGUAGGAAGGGUACCUUCUUCAUAAUAUAGCUAAAACAGCUGGGUCAGAGAAAACUGUUACGUUAAACACGGUUGGUUAAGUUGUAAAAGCCUUUGCUUUUUGACUUAAGCACAACUAAAAAAAAGUUAAGAUAAGCUUUCGCAGCUCCGUAUAUAAGAUUUGGUCGUUCACAUUUCUGUACGUCCGCACAUUUUCGUUAUGCCUAGGGUGCAAUUGAAGGUCGUUUUUUGUUCAGGCUGGUCAACCGCUAGCCUGCAGUAAGAACCCGGCGGAUCGUGGAAUGUAAGGGGCACACAAGCCUGUUCCCUGACUUCCCCUCUAUUUUCCCCUCACGUAUCGUCGCACUUUGUAGCUUUCUUUUCCCCAGUCCUAUACCCUACAAGAAAGCUUGUUCACAGCCUAUCCAAAGGCCAUUCUCCAUUCCAGAGUAGUGGUGUCGGUCUCAAGCGAAAGAGAAGAAAUGUACGGUCGAAAGAAUGAACCCAAUGCUUCAUUUAAUGUUCUUUUUUGACUUGUAACACGAUAUAAGUUUGUUAUUAGGUUUCUCCCAUUCUCAUUAGCAAAAUACUUUUAUCUUGGGGGAGGUGAGUUUUCACGAAGCCGUUAAUGUUUCCCCAGGCAAAUAAGUAACUGAGUUCCUCUGAUCUUGCUUAAAAACGUUUUUUCGCAUAUGGAAAGUCAUACGCUCGGCGUUCAAUCGGAUAAGGCGCUUUUAGUAAGGAGGUAUACCAAAAAUUAUUGAUUUAGCGUCUACAUUGCCCCAUCCUUUUAAGUAUAGCCAAACCCUCUAGCUUGUUCGACUGAAUCAAGAAAACAUCGUCAUUUACCUUGCAGCUUGUGCUAUCAAAUGUCUUCAGUGUAAAGCUGAUUUCGACGCAGCCUUAGGGGGUAAUUUGAGCCAUCCUGUGAUAUCCAACACAAGUCUUUGUCACAAUACCACUGACACUGUUGACUGCAGUGACCUGGGAAGCGCCUACGAUUCCUGUGGUAUCGCUAGUGUUCGCAUGAAUUAUUCCAUUUUUGGCUAUAUCAAAGGCUUUAUCCUUAACUGCAGCAUCAAAUCAUCCUGCAGCUUUCAACAGUUAGAGGGCAACAUGACUUGUCAGCAGAUGAAGACGAGUUCUCUAGCGACUUCUGGCAUUAACAUCACUAGUUGCGGCGCGGUUUGCUGCGAGGGUGAUUUGUGUAACAAUCCUGGCGGCGUUCGUGACUACUCCAGCAAAAACAAAUCGCCUGCAAAGAACUACACCAGAGUUUCUUUCUUUACUGUCAUGUGUGGAAUUCUGAGUUUACUUGUUGUUAUUCAAAUGAGCAGUUCCUGAACAAAAUUUCACGAAAAUUAAUUAAGUAAGAUUUCCUCAUACUGGUGCAAAAUAUGCAGUUAAAUACAUGAGUUCUAAACACAGGCGAGACACAUGCUCACUUCACUCGACAAAUGCGUGGAUUAUAAUACAAUUCCUUCUACUGAAAACAGUAUGGUAAAUUAAAGAAGAUUAUAUGUAUCCUUGUCAUACAACGAGCGAUUUUAAACAAUCACCGAGUUCUUGACUUCUUAUCGUAAUCAGUUACAGGUUAUUAAGUAGAGGAAGAAUCACAACUUUAGUUCAGAGAAUUUUAUUAGAUGUCGGUCAAGUUAACUAUAGUGCAACAUUGAAAAGCUGAUUAAAAUCCUAAAAACACUCAAAAUUAAUCUACAAAGGAGCUGAUACCGAAAAGAUGAACUACUGACAAGAAAUGCUUGGAAAACCCCGUUCUUUCCAGCUGGAAAACAUGAUUAUCCCGUAUGAUUUCUAGGAUUAUCCUUAAAAAUAUAUUUGUACGUACAGUCGACAUAUAAAAAAACUCUUAAAGAGUUUUUCUUUCUAAUAUUGGGCGAUUUCCUUUGCCUUUUCAGAACUGUUUAGCGUUUGUUGUUGGUAUCCGUUUUAUCAGCCACUGCGAAAAGGAUAAAAACGUCCUUUUGACGCGAACAAAAACGCUAAGAUGGAUAAACAUCGUUUGA